This is a messenger RNA of Histoplasma mississippiense, 1380 nucleotides long. RefSeq lists its product with no specific name. The record is from RefSeq and is a predicted model, not a curated record. Bases 1 to 1380 code for a protein of 459 amino acids. Gene Ontology annotation, molecular function: DNA-directed DNA polymerase activity. Gene Ontology annotation, biological process: DNA synthesis involved in UV-damage excision repair; nucleotide-excision repair, DNA gap filling; DNA strand elongation involved in DNA replication. The transcript is spliced from 9 exons. Lineage: Eukaryota; Fungi; Ascomycota; Eurotiomycetes; Onygenales; Ajellomycetaceae. Gene Ontology annotation, cellular component: delta DNA polymerase complex; nucleus.
AUGGCUGCCAAUUAUAAGAAAUACCUUGCCGAGAAGGUUCUUAAUGAACAGGAGAUUGUCACCCAUCGUGCACUGAGUAGAGCUUUAAAAGUCCAUUCCAACUUAGCCAAACGGAUGCUCUAUGAGUUCCAUCGCCUUGAGAACUCUAAAAAACCGCAAAGUGUCAAUGCUACUUAUCUCAUCUCCGGCACCCCGGCGCUUGCGCAACGACAUGCGCUCAACGGGUGCGCGAAGGAUGGCGAUGAUGAGAUUAUGCAAAGUAGCCCCUUCACGAGCAGUCAGGCCGCACGGCAAGAAGACGGCGACGGGAACGACGAUAUCCCAACAACUUCAAUCACGUUAGUGCGCGAGGAAGACUUACUUGAAGCAAAGAGCCGGUAUCAAACAGUAUUUUCAAUUUUUAUAUAUAGCGUCGAGCCUACUCGCCUCCAAGAUUUGAAUGUCCUAGGCGAUAUUGGACAUGAUAUAAUGCAGCAUCAGCCAAACGAUCCUCUCGAGUACGGUAAACAAUACGGCAUGAUCCUCAAUAGAAACGUCAAGCGGCGAUCGGGACUCCCUCCAGCUCCUCCAGCUCCUGAUCCCGUUGAAACCGUCAAAAAACAAAAAGUGGAAAAGGCAAAUGAAGCACCCAUCACCACCAAACCAGAGGAACCUACUCAGCCACAAGCUAAAACCCAGACUCCUCAAGCGUCAUCUGCCGCGUCCUCACGUCCUUCCAGCGGUGGCAAUAAUAAGGGAGGAACUAGCGAUAAACCAAGCUCACUAAAACGAGACAGCUCGAAUAUAUUCAAGGCUUUUGCCAAGGUGAAGCCCAAAGUCAAGAAGGAUGAUGUCCUUGAAAGACCGAGUGGUCGUGAAGUGGAAUCCGCAGAACACAGUGGGCCUGAAGAUGUUGUUCUCGAUGAUGCAUCGGAAGAAGAGCGAGAAGACCUAUUCCUUGAUACGGGGACAAGAAGAAGCAACUCGAAACGCGAGUCAAGGAAGGAGAGAGAAGAGAAGCUUCGGAAAAUGAUGGAAGAUGAAGAUAUGGAAGAUGUGCCAGAAGAUGUGCCAGAACUGCCGCCCGCGAGAGCACCAGAACGUACAGACACCUCGCAAUCCGAAGAAGUACCGAAGGCUGAAUCUAAAGAGGAAGCAAGGGCUCCAAAGGGCCGAAGGAGAGGGAGACGACAAGUGAUGAAAAAGACAACGAUAAAAGAUGCAGAAGGAUAUCUCGUCACGAAAGAAGAACCUGUCUGGGAAUCGUUUUCCGAGGACGAAGCGCCACCACCUGUGAAAAGAAAACUGGCUGUUUCAGUGAACUCAAAGUCUACUUCUAGUAACAAGGGAAGCCAGAAGAUGGGCCAGGGCAACAUUAUGUCGUUCUUUGGGAAAAGAUGA